AUAUAUAUAUAUUCAAAUUCAAAUACACCUGUAUAUACGUUUUGUUUUGAUGUUUCAAUCAUUAUAAGCGUUUUGUUUCGUAUUUUAAAAAGAAAAUAGCAUCAAGCAGGCAUGAAAUGGCGCAUUAAGGUUAUUAUAACAUCUGUCCACCAAAUAGGGUGUGACUGGUGCAGCAUCUUAUUAGGCCGUGAAGUGGAGUGUCAAAAUAGAGAAGACGAUUAUCAUAGUUUUAUGUAUGAUUUUGGGGACGACAAAAAAAAAAUGUAUGAUUUUGGCUACCGUCCUUUUCAAUCUUUCUUUGGUCAACAUCUAAACUUAGGUGACAUAGAUGUUAAUUUCUGUAAAUGUUUACAUUUAAUUUCCUCGAGUAGUAACUAAACAAUUAUAUAUUGUUAUAACCGAAAAUAAAGUUUAUUGUGGCAUCUUUAGAGAAUUGUUUUUCAGAGGACAAAUCAUUUUACUGCUUCAGGUUAGUGGAGAGAGCCCAUUUGAAAAGAGAAAAACUAAUAUUAAAAACAAAUUCAUCUAUGUUCUUUUCGAAUUAAAUGUUAUAUAAACAUAGGGGUGUAUUCAAUUAGGAAUUUAAAGUGAUUUAAUUUUUAAUAAGUUUGUAGAUGAUUGCAGGAGAAUUAGAGAAUUUGGUGUGGUUUUUGUUAAAACUCUCUAGAAUCUCAUCUAAAAUAGUGGGAUUUGGAUUUUCAUUUUUAUAACUAAAGAAUUCCCCUCAAACACUCUAGAAACAAUUAAAGUGUUUUUUAAAAUUCAUGUUUAAAUAACAGUGAAUUUGUCAUUUUAAUACAAAUCACUUCAAAUCCCCAUUAAAUAUUGUAUUAUUUAUUUAUUUAUUAUAAAAGAAUUGCAUCUACAAUUUAUGUUUUAUUAUGUCAGUGUUAUUUACCGAAUUGUAUAUAAAAAUUUAAUUGUAUUCUAUGAUAUGUAUUCAAAAUACAUUAAAAAUAUAUCAAGUAAAAUAAAAAUUGAUAACUCUUUAAAUCUAAUAUUUUAAUAUAUAUAUAUAUAUAUAUAUAUAUAUUUUAAACUAAUAACUCUAUAAAUUAAUAAAAUAUUAUGAUUUCAAAAUUAUUAAUUAUAAGAAUUUUAAUUUAAUAAGAGUUAAUUAAAUCAACAGUAUUUAUCUAAUUUGGGUCUUAUCAUGACGUAAAAUAAAGCAUUAAUGUGUUUGAGCUUAUACAACUUACAUUUACAAUAUUAUUAUUAGCAACUUAAUAUAUAGAUUAAUGUGUUUUUUCUUAUACAACUUAUAUUUACAAUAUUAUUAUUAGUGCUAAAUUACAUUGUUUUAUUAUAGUAUUAUCAUAAAAUAUUUUUAUCAAGGUAUUAUUAAUUAAAUUUUGUUAUGUUUAAUAUUUAUUUUAUAAAGUAUUUGUGAAUAUUACCACACAAAAUUUUCAUAUGUAUAUUGCCCUCAAAUAAUAUGAGCUUUAAUACCGGUUAGAAAAUUUUCAGUGCAAAAACAAUAGUAUUAAUAUAAUGUUUUAGUGUUGGAUUGAAAAUGACACUGUAUUCCUCUUAGCGUGGACUUAGAUGAUCUUAAGAUGAUUCAGUACCCAGUCAUAUUCAAAUAUGUUACCAAACCUCUGUAUUAUUUAUAUUCCUCCUCUAAAACACAUUCAAUAAAAACCAUCACAAUUACCGCAAUCGCCAUGAACACCUUCCAACCGCCUCCGCCUCCGCCUCUGGUGAUGCCGGGCUACAACCACCUCCUUGGCACAGAAGACAUCGUAGGAUUCAGAUACAGAAUUGGAUUCUCCGUCGGGGUGCUCCUUCUGAUCAUCACCACAAUCACCCUCAUCUCCUACUUCUGCAAACGUAGCCAGCUCUCUUCUUCAACAUCACCAGAUUGGGCACGUGUGCAUCACCACUUCAUCAUCGACGGUCUGGACGAUGAGACUAUUCAGAGCUACCCAAAGAUCAUCUACUCAGAAGCAAAAGGAAAUUCAACGUCGUCGUGUUGUCCAAUAUGCUUGGGAGACUACAAGGGGAAUGAUCUGCUGCGUCAGCUCCCAGAUUGCAACCACUUCUUUCACCUCAAAUGUGUCGACAUGUGGCUUAGAAUCAAUCCUGCGUGUCCUGUCUGCAGGACUACGCCGCUUCCUACUCCUCACCCCACUCCCCUCGCCGAGGUUGUCCACUCAGCCUCCUCCGUGGCCACCACCAGGAUGUCCUAAUUAUUAUAAUUCGAAGUCAAGCCCUAACCUUCGGGAUAUUCUUCUUUACUUCCUAUACAAGUCUUCUUUUUUGGUUGGUCAUUGUAUAUAUUAUUUGAAGCCCCAAAACAUGUAAAAGGAAGGAAAAGUAUUAAUUUAUUUCACAUU
This is a messenger RNA of Brassica napus (rape), 2336 nucleotides long. Its product is annotated as RING-H2 finger protein ATL70-like. Gene Ontology annotation, molecular function: transferase activity. Gene Ontology annotation, biological process: protein ubiquitination. NCBI's taxonomy places the organism in Eukaryota, Viridiplantae, Streptophyta, Magnoliopsida, Brassicales, Brassicaceae. The transcript has a single exon. The record is from RefSeq and is a predicted model, not a curated record. The coding region runs from base 1557 to 2189 and encodes 210 amino acids.